Messenger RNA from Chiroxiphia lanceolata (lance-tailed manakin), 2237 nucleotides. RefSeq names its product serine/threonine kinase like domain containing 1 (gene STKLD1). NCBI's taxonomy places the organism in Eukaryota, Metazoa, Chordata, Aves, Passeriformes, Pipridae. Gene Ontology annotation, biological process: protein phosphorylation. Gene Ontology annotation, molecular function: protein serine/threonine kinase activity; ATP binding. The record is from RefSeq and is a predicted model, not a curated record. Bases 99 to 2024 code for a protein of 641 amino acids. The transcript has 19 exons.
CCGGCCGCGCGCCCUUAAAGGGGUCGGUGAGGGGGUUCAGGGCCCCCUCACGGGCGGUGGCGCCUGAGGGGGGAGGAAGUUGUGGUGUGUUCUCGGCUAUGGAGAAAUACGAGGUGCUGGAGCAGCUCCAGCCCGGGGCACUGGGCACUAUGCUGGAAGCUGAACUGAAAACAGGAAAGAGUGCCCAGAAGAAAUAUGUGAUAAAGCAGGUUGAAUGCAUUGAUCAAUACCAAGCAAGUGAGGCCUUGAAGGAGGCAAAGGAUUUGCUAAAACUUCGUCAUUCAAACAUCUGUAUUUACAAGGAAUUGUUUUUGACUUGGAACAAUGAGGUAUCAUCUCUGUUCCUCUGCCUGGUGAUGCAGCACUCAGGCCAAGGAGAUCUUUCAGCUCUAAUCAAGGAAAAAAGGCAGAAGUCAGAAAAGAUAAGAGACAUGGUGGUUCAGAGGUUCCUGGGACAGAUGGUGGAUGCUUUGUUUUAUACACACCAACAAAAUAUUUUGCACAGAAACAUCAAGCCAUCAAACAUACUCGUGACUGGUGAAGCCUCCUUCAUGCUUAGUGACUUCAGUACAGAAACACUUAUGAAAGAUGAGAUGAAAUGGAAAAUAAGAGUGGAAGAAAGUAGCAAGUCUUGGAUGGCUCCAGAAACAUUUGGAUUUUCUUUCACUGAGAAAUCUGACAUCUGGUCUCUGGGCUCUGUUCUGCUGGAUAUGCUGACCUGCUUUGUUCUGAAUGCAGAAGAGAUAACUUCCUUACUGCAGGAUAUCCGAGGGGAUAGCAGCUGUCUGGAGGGAGCCCUGACACUGGUGCAAAAUGCAGAUAGCAGCUAUUUGCCCUUAUUUCCAAUUUUAUGUAUGAUGCUACAGAUUGAGCCCAGCAUGAGACCCUCAGUAAAGGAUCUGGUCGACGUUCCAUUUGUCAGGGAAUGCCUGACUUUUAUUGGUGACACUUCAGUAACACUGAAAAAGUCUUUGCCUCCCAAAAUAACAGAUCUGCUCCUCGAGGGAGGAAUUGGAAGUGUUCUAGCAUUCAUGCAGGCUUCCUGGGAUGUUGAAGAAGUCCAGGCUAAAGGCAUUCAGCAGCUUGCCAGUUUUGUAAAGGAUAAAAGUGCCUUCCCCCAGCUGUUAAAAUGCACAGAAGUGAUCACUUUUGCCAUGAAGACUCAUGUAACUUCUCUCAAGUUACAACUAGAUGGCUGCAAGUUAUUGCUUGAAAUUCUUAGUCAAGCUCUGGAGCAGGGUGUGGUGAUGGCCCUGGAUGAGACAGUGGCCAGCUGCCUGUUGGCCACAGUGAGAAAACACUCUGGAAAUGAAGAGUUACUUUCGUUGCUCUGCACAUUAUUGAUGAUGGUUUCAGCCAGUGAAGUGACUGCAGAGAAUCUGAGGAAAGUUGGGAUAAUUCCAGACCUUCUGUCAAUUUUGAGGCGUUUUCUUCAUAAUGAGGAGAUCUGCUUCUCUUGCUGUGGGGUUCUCUGGAGCUUGGCUGUGAGUGGUAACUCAGAGAAUAAUGAAGACCAAGCAGUGCUGGAAGGUGCUGUCCCUGUCACCUCUGCAGUCCUUCAGGAGCACCUCCAGAACGGAGCAAUUGCAGAAUCCGCUUGCUCGGCUUUGUGGGCACUGUCACUCCAAGGCUGUUUAACUGACAGUGACUAUGAACCCACAACAGCACUUUUGCUGGAGGCACUCAGGAUGAACCCAGAAAGAGCAAUGCUCAUGAAGAAUGGCUGCCUGGCAUUAGCCAGCUUCCUAAGGGUGUCUGAAAUAGCAGCUUUGACAUUUAUAACGGACUCGAAAGGCAGUGGAAUAGAACUGAUCAAAGAUGUUUAUCACCUUUACUUUGACAAUUCAGGAGUGGUGGGAGCUCUCUGUCUGCUGAUGAAGGAGAUGGCUCAGUAUGAUGAGGUUGUGCUGGAUAUGCUGUCCCAGAAAAUGGACAAACUGCUGUCUGAAAUAAAAAUCCAGUUUCCAUUUAGCACGGAGAUAAUGACCCUCGUGGAUGCCACACUUUUGAAACUGCAGAAGUGAAAGGAAAACUUUUUGUCUAAAAACAAGACUUGUACACACCUGGAUAUAAAAGCUUGGAUCCUCCAGAAAUAUUUUAAAGGACUUCUCCUCACCAAUGAAUAUUGGCCUAUUACAUAUAUUAUACAAUAUAUAAACAGGUAUAUAUUGUUGGUUUAGGUACCAAAACUGUGUGACUAACAGCAAUAAUUUAGAAUUCACCUUAACAUAUCUGAA